AUGCCUUGCUUUUGUCAUCAUUUGUCGGCUUUUUACCUCUUUGUUUCAAAAAGCGAACAAAUCGGCACAAUGUUAAGAUACACCAGAUGUUCGAGCGAAAAAAAAACCGGUCCUUUCCUUUGUUUCUCAACAGCAUUGAAACGAUUACCACACAAUCGGAAACUCUUAUAA
Molecule: messenger RNA, 171 nt
Organism: Schizosaccharomyces osmophilus
Lineage: Eukaryota; Fungi; Ascomycota; Schizosaccharomycetes; Schizosaccharomycetales; Schizosaccharomycetaceae
Exons: 1
Coding region: 1-171 (56 amino acids)
Source: RefSeq, a predicted model, not a curated record